Molecule: messenger RNA, 4856 nt
Organism: Hemiscyllium ocellatum (epaulette shark)
Lineage: Eukaryota; Metazoa; Chordata; Chondrichthyes; Orectolobiformes; Hemiscylliidae
Gene: sgsh
Product: N-sulfoglucosamine sulfohydrolase (sulfamidase)
Exons: 8
Coding region: 200-1738 (512 amino acids)
Biological process (GO): glycosaminoglycan catabolic process; heparan sulfate proteoglycan catabolic process
Molecular function (GO): N-sulfoglucosamine sulfohydrolase activity
Source: RefSeq, a predicted model, not a curated record
UCCUGAGGGAGAGAGAGAGAGGGGGGGAAGCGCUGGCUGGCUUUCAUGACAUUGAUUCGAUUUAGUUUUAUUGAGUUAGCGCUUCAGUCACGGUGUGGUGUCAGUGAAUAAUCGGGGAAUUGUCCCGGGGCUGCAUGGCCAGCCAGUUUGUCACUUGUGUUUGAGGUUUCCUGGUGUUGGAGGGGAAGGGGAGGGGAGGAUGUUUUCAGCUGUUUCAGGGGUCCCUGUCUGGGGCUUGCUGCUUUUAGGAAUCGGUCAUUCAUGGACUCAGCAGAGGAACAGGAAUGUGCUUCUUAUCAUCGCGGAUGAUGCCGGCUUUGAGACUGAGGUAUAUAACAAUACAGCGAUCCGGACCCCACACCUCAGCGAACUCGCCAAACGCAGCGUCAUCUUCCGAAACGCCUUCUCAUCCGUCAGCAGCUGCUCCCCCAGCCGCUCCGCCAUCUUAACCGGGUUGCCGCAGCAUCAGAAUGGGAUGUAUGGACUGCACCAGUCCGUUCACCACUUCAACUCCUUCGACUCCGUCAGAAGUUUACCGUUGCUGCUCCGUCAGUCUCACAUCCAGACAGGAAUAAUCGGGAAGAAGCACGUUGGUCCGGAUUCGGUCUAUCCCUUUGAUUACUCGGAAACUGAGGAGAACCACUCGAUCCUGCAGGUCGGGAGGAACAUCACCAAAAUCAAACUGCUGGUGCGGCAAUUCCUGCACACCACGGCCGACAGGCCGUUCUUCCUCUAUGUGGCUUUCCAUGACCCUCACCGCUGUGGCCAUUCACACCCUGAGUAUGGGCCGUUCUGUGAGAAGUUUGGCAACGGGGAGAGUGGGAUGGGCCGAAUUCCGGACUGGCAGCCGCAACGUUACACACCAGACCAGGUCAAGGUGCCCCCCUUUGUACCGGACACACCAGCUUCCCGCAUUGAUCUAGCAGCCCAGUACACCACCAUCAGUCGUCUAGACCAAGGUAUCGGGCUGGUGCUGAAGGAGCUGAGAGAGGCUGGAUAUGCCAACAACACACUGGUGAUCUACAGCUCCGAUAACGGCAUUCCCUUCCCGAACGGAAGGACCAACCUGUACCGGGCAGGAAUUGCCGAGCCGAUGUUGGUGCAUUCACCGGAACACACAGGGCGCUGGGGUCAAGUCAGCCAAUCAUACGUCAGCCUGCUGGAUAUAACUCCGACUGUUCUAGACUGGUUCUCCAUCCCCUAUCCAGCAUACAGCCUGUUUGGGAAGGAUCCGGUUGUACAGCUGACAGGCCGGUCCCUGCUGCCUGCCCUUGACGCUGAACAGCCAUGGUCCACCGUCUUUGCCAGCCAGAGUCACCACGAGAUCACCAUGUAUUACCCGAUGAGAGCCAUGCACCACCAUCAGUACCGGCUCAUCCACAACAUGCAGUUCAAGAUGCCUUUCCCCAUCGACCAAGAUUUCUACCUCUCGCCAACCUUCCAGGACCUGUUGAACAGGACAGAGUCUGGUCUCCCGACGCACUGGGAGAAAUCCCUGCGGGAAUACUACUACAGGGAGCGUUGGGAGCUGUUCGACACCCAGCAGGACCCUUUGGAAACCCGCAACCUGGCGUCAGAUCCGAGCUACACAGCCCUCCUGGAGACUAUGAAGGGACACCUGAGGAAGUGGCAGUGGGUGACCUCUGACCCCUGGGUGUGCGCCCCAGAUGGUGUGCUGGAGGACCAGGGGCCGUACAAACUGCAUCCUGAGUGCAGGCCUCUAUAUAAUGAUCUGUAACGUGCACGAGAGAGCUACGGGGGCUACACUCGGGUGCUGCUGAUAAAGAAGAGACCGUUUUCAAAGCCUCUCAUCUGGGAGUGAUCAGGACACACACACAAGAAUGCAAAAUUUCAAAGGGAACAUUAAUUUAUAGCACGUUAGGAAAAGGUGCUGACUGGUUAGCAAUUCGACUGUUUGGCGGAAGAAUUACUGUGGGGGCUGCCCUAGGGAACUGCUGGUCCUCAGGUUUGUCAUUAAUUCCAAAAAACGCUCCAUGACUGGACGUAUUCCUUUAGCCUGCAGAGGAUGGGUUCCUCCUGAUGGUCUCACUGAGAGGCUUACUGAUGAACUUAAAUUGGUUGUUACUGUUUUCCUUAGCAUGUUCGGGGUUCUUCAACAGGUGCUAUCUGGGGUUUGGCAUCUCGCGUUAGACGUUACGUUCCGAGCUUUGUAAAUCCAGGCUGGUUUUGUACGAUCAGCCUGUUGUGAAGAGCCAACAAGGUGUACAUUGUUUCUUUGAUAUGACCCACCUUUGCUCCUCAGCAAAUUGAUAACCCAAGGCAGCUCUGCAAAUGAAAAACAAACCCUUUUAAAUGUAACUCUUCCCAUUCACUUAAAGUUUUACACAGAAACAGUCCCACAUUUUAGUUAGUGGUAGCAGGAAGCGAUGUAGAUAUGUCCUGCUUUAUGAGCUGAAUCGUCUCCUGCUGUGUCCUUUUAUGAUUCCAUUUGGUACUUCUACACAAUGUUGAGCAGGCCAUUCGGCCCACUAACCCUCUGAAGAGCAUCCCACCCUGACCCUACCCAAUCCCUGUAAUCCUGCAUUUCCCAUGGCUUACCCACCCAGCCUGCACAUCGCUGGACACUAUGGGGCAAUUUCCCAUGGCUAAUCAACCUCACCCACGUAUCUUUGGCCUGUGGGAGGAAGCCAGAGCACUCAAAGGAAACCCACGCAGAGACAUGGAGAAUGAGCAAACUCCACACAGACAGUUGCCUGAGGCUGGAAUCGAGCCUGGGACCCUGGUGCUGUGAGGCAGCAGUGCUAACCACUGAGCCACCAUGCCACACAAGGUUCAGAGAUCAGUUUUGAUAGUAUUACCCUGAGAGUGAGGAGAGAAAUUUAUGACAGCAGAAGUACACAGAACUUCCCUUGAACUGUUCUGUUCUGGGACGUUGGGUUGGAGCGUCUGGGAGAUGGAUGGUGGUGUAUUGCCUCACCAGCUGGUGGGUAUGGAGUAUGGAGAGAAGUUUGGCAUCUUUGAAGGAAGCUUCUGGUUUCUGUCCUCACUAAAAACUCGAAAUGGAGUGUGACAACGAGGAGGUUUAAUGAUUUGGUUUUUCUUUAUUCUGAAAGCUGCAUUGGCGUAUUUAAAUGGCUAGGGGGCAGUAGACUGUUGGUUGGGGAGAGCAGAAGAAAUGCUGUCAUCCUUAAAUGAUUAUAAUCUCGUGUGUACGGUAUAGAGGCCUAGUCUGUCUGUAAAAAGGAAUAUAAAACUAACACGUCACAUAACCACACCAGGAAUGAAAAGCAUAACAUAUGAGGAACAUUCAAGGACUGUUGGUUUAUACUCGAUGGGGUUUAGAAGGAUGAGGGGAAUCUAAUUGAAACAAACAGAAUACUGAAUGGCCUGGACGGAGUAGAUGUUGAGAAGCUGUUUCCAUUGGUAGGAGAGACUAGUCCCUAGGGCACAGCCUGAGUGUAAAGAAUAGAGAUUAAGAGAAGCUUCUUCAGACAGAGAGUGAUGUAUCUGUGGAAUUCACUGCCACAGAAGGCUGUGGAAGCUAGGUCAUUGAGUAUAUUUAAGACGGAGAUAGACAGGUUCCUGAGUAUCAAGGGUUGCAGUGAGAAAAUGGGAGAAUGGGGUUGAGAAACUUAUCAGCCAUGAUUGAAUGGCACAGCAGAAUCGAUGGGCCGAAUGGCCUAAUUUCUGCUCCUAUGCCUUAUGCUCUUAUUCAGGCCACUACAGCCAGAAAUAGCGGACAAGCUGAUGUAUUACCAAACACACACUUAGUGUUUUCCAAGGGGCUGAGAAUUCAAAGCUGCUGAGAGAACAGGUGACUUGGAAGGAUGCCACAGGGAACUGCAGCAUAGUUGAUAUUGCUUUGUCAAACAAUAAUUUAUCAAAAAUUGAUGUAGCAACUUGAGGCAGGCUGUGAGAGAGACCAUUUUGUCCAAACUCCCCAGGAAGGACUCUGAAAGACCCCACCCCCUCAUACAGAUGGGAACAUAGAGAAAGUCUGUCAGGAAUCCCACUGCAGUUCUAUUGAAAUAGUCCACACAGUCCCGAGAGUCCUGCUCUCUCUACCGCUCUCACUUUCUCACUCUCUGUCCUGUCACUUCAGAAAGUUAAAAAUCACAACACCAGGUUAUAAUCCACUCUGGUUUAUUUGGAAGUACAAGCUUUAGGAGCGCUGUUCCUUCUAGCUAGUGAGUCAAAAUCAAAUUCGGUGUCCUAUGAUCCUGCCCCACUAGCUACCCGAUGAAGAAGCAGUGCUUCGAAAGCUAGUGCUUCCAAAUAAACCCGUUGGACUAUAACCUGGUGUUGUGAUUUUUAACUUUGUCCACCCCAGUCCAACACCGGCUCCCGCACAUCACCACUUCAGAAAGACCAUCUCCAAGCAAGUGAAAGGCCUGCAGUUAUAAAAAGUUGAUUUCACCUUUAUCAGAAGUAUCUUUUAUCCGUGCCUACUUCUAAUCGUUACAUCUGUAUUUGAGCUACAAUUUGUAUCACCUUUUUAUCACUGUUGCUGAAAAUUGCUAAUAAAUUAACCUUUAGUCUUAAAUAAGAUCUAAGCUUUGCUGCUGCUAUUUAUAAAUUAAAAUACUGAAAAAAAACCUAAAAAAGUGAAAAAGUGACCCCUGGAGCAGUCUGCAGACAAAACAAUUCAAUAAAUUCUGGAAAUUCUCUUCUCAGUUUUGGUUAAGUUCUGUUCCACGUUUCUGACGUGGAAACUAUAAAUGCUGGAAAUACACCCACCAUCUGUGGGGAGGGAAAUGUUCCGCGUCGACUGACGAAUUUUUGGAGCUGAAAUAUUAACUCUGUGUCUCUCUCCAGACAUACUGCCAGACCCAUUAAUUUUCUCCAGCAUUUUGUGGAUGCUGGGAAUCUGAAAUAAACUCAAUAUUUUGUGUUAA